This is a messenger RNA of Charadrius vociferus (killdeer), 795 nucleotides long. RefSeq names its product chromosome unknown open reading frame, human C1orf174 (gene CUNH1orf174). NCBI's taxonomy places the organism in Eukaryota, Metazoa, Chordata, Aves, Charadriiformes, Charadriidae. The coding region runs from base 1 to 795 and encodes 264 amino acids. The transcript has 4 exons. The record is from RefSeq and is a predicted model, not a curated record.
AUGGCGGCGGGCACUGCCGUCCCUUCUCUGGCGCGGACCAUCAGGGCACGCAUGGGCCUGGGCUGCCUGCCCUGCUUGCGGCAGGCCCUGAGGCGACCUCCCCGCCCAGGCCGCAUCUCGUCCCACCACCGACUGAGGACCAGGCCUCUCUUCGCCCGUCGUUUCGACCCCGAGAGGCCACCUGCCCGCCCGCCUUCUUCACACAAAGUGGCUGACAGACGACCCUCAAAGAGGCUAAAAUGUGAAAAAAACAGUCUAUUAAAAUCAGAACUAGGACUUACAUGUGGAAGUGCUGGAUUCAGGGAAACGCCUAAAACAUCUGAUGGGGAUCAACAUUCAGAAGAUCUAGGAGACUGCAAUGUAAUACAAAAGAAUAAAGGUGAAAGCAUUCCAGAGACUAACAAAGAGAAACAGAAAAAGGAGGAUAAUGUUUCUCUCAAGCCACAUGCAGUGAAAUCAAGCAGUGCUCCGUCAGAAACUGGCAGUGAUGAAAAUCUGCACAAUCAUGUCUGCAGUGAAGAGGAGGGCAGCAGUGAGAGUUUACUUUCGGAUGGGUCUAGCUUGGAGGAUGGAGAUCUCCCGGAGAAGCCGAUAGAACUAGACAAUAGCAUUUUCUUGGAUGAAGACAGCAACCAGCCAAUGCCAGUGGCCCGGUUCUUUGGAGAUGUUGAGUUUAUAAAGGAUCUCCCACCAGUUGCACUACCAAGCACGACGAUGAGCAGGCGAGAAUUCAGAAGGCUACAUUUCAUUGCAAAGGAAGAUGAGGAGGAGGAGGAGGAAGAGGAUGUUUUCUAA